Molecule: messenger RNA, 845 nt
Organism: Sander lucioperca (pikeperch)
Lineage: Eukaryota; Metazoa; Chordata; Actinopteri; Perciformes; Percidae
Gene: ube2d4
Product: ubiquitin-conjugating enzyme E2D 4 (putative)
Exons: 7
Coding region: 286-729 (147 amino acids)
Biological process (GO): protein polyubiquitination; ubiquitin-dependent protein catabolic process
Cellular component (GO): nucleus
Molecular function (GO): ubiquitin conjugating enzyme activity
Source: RefSeq, a predicted model, not a curated record
ACCAAAACCUGUUUGCCUGGAACCAAGAGAGACGAGAGGAGAGACAGCAAAAAAUAUCUCAGUUGUUCUGUUGCAAGCGAACGAAAGAUCAAGAUUUAACACACACUUUGACGCUUAGAUUGAUCUUGAAUCCAUAAACCCAAAGCCUGCUGUAUGUCAGACGCGAUAUCCUGAUUAUACGUAAAGUGAGAUUUGAAAGAACGCGGCCACAGAAGCCAAAUUGUAUGAGUGAAGUGCUAACUGUUAACGUUAGCUGACAGGCUACAUAGCAUAGCCAUUGAUGCAAUGGCGUUGAAAAGAAUUCAGAAGGAGCUGUCAGACCUGCAGAGGGACCCGCCUGCUCAGUGCUCCGCCGGACCAGUCGGAGAAGAUUUGUUUCAUUGGCAGGCGACAAUAAUGGGUCCGAGUGACAGCCCUUAUCAGAGCGGAGUGUUUUUCCUCACCAUCCACUUCCCGACAGAUUACCCCUUCAAACCUCCCAAAGUUGCAUUCACAACAAAAAUUUACCACCCUAAUAUCAACAGCAAUGGAAGUAUUUGUCUGGAUAUACUGAGAUCACAAUGGUCACCUGCACUUACAGUAUCAAAAGUAUUAUUGUCUAUCUGCUCCCUUCUCUGUGACCCGAACCCGGACGACCCGCUGGUUCCAGAGAUCGCCCACACAUACAAGGCUGACAGGGAAAGGUACAACAAAUCAGCAAGAGAAUGGACACACAAGUAUGCGAUGUGAGAGAGAGAGAGCCAGGGAGAUGAAAAUUACAAAUGAGAACAAAAAAGAAACGCGUUUGAUUUGUAACUUAAAAAGGCAAAUGAGCAACAGAGGAAGAAGACAACAGCAACAAAAAC